Molecule: messenger RNA, 1384 nt
Organism: Lipotes vexillifer (Yangtze River dolphin)
Lineage: Eukaryota; Metazoa; Chordata; Mammalia; Artiodactyla; Lipotidae
Gene: DSCC1
Product: DNA replication and sister chromatid cohesion 1
Exons: 9
Coding region: 206-1384 (392 amino acids)
Biological process (GO): maintenance of mitotic sister chromatid cohesion; mitotic sister chromatid cohesion
Cellular component (GO): chromosome, centromeric region; chromatin; Ctf18 RFC-like complex
Source: RefSeq, a predicted model, not a curated record
CGGCAGUCCUCGGCGGGGCACGAGUCCGGGAAGCUUUCGGACUCCGCCCCGGAAACACGCCCCCAGCCGCCUAGGCGCGCUUUUAAAACAGGCUCUGUUCUAUUUUUUGUUUCGCCGGGUCGCGGCCGCCCGGGGAGCUUCAUUCUCCUGUCUUAGACCUGCGGCCCCUCGCGCACCGCGGGACGCCCCCCGACCCCGCGCAGCGAUGAGGAGGACCCGCGACGAGGUGGACGCGACCCUGCAGAUCGCUAAGCUGAACGCGGCCGAGCUGCUGCCCACCGUGCACUGCCUGGGCUUCGGCCCCGGGGCCUGCGCAGCCGCCGGCGACUUCUGCCUGCUCGAGUUGGAGCCCGCGCUGUGCCAGCAGCUUGAGGCAGGACGCAGUCUUGUGAUUCGUGGUGAUAAGGAUGAGAAGGCCGUUCUGUGCAGUAAAGACAAAACAUAUGACUUGAAAAUAGCAGACACUUCCAAUAUGUUGCUUUUUAUUCCUGGUUGUAAAACUCCAGACCAGAUGAAGAUGGAAGAGACGCGCUGUAACAUUAUUCACACUGAGAUCUUUGGUUUUUCUAAUAAUUACUGGGAAGUAAGAAGAUGUAGACCUAAAUUAAAGAAGCUAAAGAAACUUUUGAUGGAAAAUACCUAUGAAGGACCUGACAGUCAAAAAGAAAAGGAUUCAAAUCACUCAAAAUAUACAACUGAAGAUUUGCUUGAUCAAAUUCAGGCAAGUGAGGAAGAAAUAAUGGCCCAGUUACAAGUUCUAAAUGCCUGUGAGAUUGGAGGUUAUUGGAGGAUUCUUGAAUUUGAUUAUGAGAUGAAACUUCUGAAUCACAUAACUCAGCUUGUGGAUUCUGAAUCUUGGUCUUUUAGUAAAGUUCCCUUGAAUACAUGCCUUCAGGAACUUGGACCAUUAGAGACAGAGGAAAUGAUUGGACACUGUCUUGAAUGUUAUGGAAAGAAAUAUACGGAGGAAGGUGAAGUUUAUUUUGAAUUGAGUGCGGAUAAAGUCUGCAGAGCUACAGCAGAAAUGCUACUUCAGAAUGCAGUGAAAUUCAAUCUCGCUGAGUUUCAAGAAGUGUGGCAACAGAGUGUUCCUGAAGGAGUGAUAACUAGGCUCGAUCAGCUUAAGGGUUUAGCCUUGGUGGAUAGACACUCAAGACCAGAGAUCAUAUUUUUGCUGAAAGUAGAUGAUUUGCCUGAGGAUAAUCAGGAACGUUUUAAUAGUCUCUUCUCUCUGAGGGAGAAGUGGACAGAAGAAGAUAUUGCUCCAUAUAUUGAAGAUUUGUGUGGAGAGAAGCAAACCAUUGGUGCAUUACUCACUAAAUAUUCUCGAUCUUCGAUUCAAAAUGGUGUCAAAGUUUAUAACUCAAGAAGACCCAUUUCUUAA